AUUGAAAAAUUGAUUGGAUUGUUUAUUCUUUAGAUUUUGUGGUCAUUAGCCGGUGCCAAAGCUUCUUCUGUCUUGGGCAUGAGUUCUAUUGCACAGACUUGCUAUUAGAGGAGGAAGUUGGUGAUUGGUAACGAUUUUGACUCAUGUUCAGUUGGUUUUGCAUCCACAAGUGUCUCGUCAGUCGGGAGUGGCCAUGUUGUAAAUUUACUUCCUUGUUCAUCAACCAGGAAAUAUUUGCUGCAGUGAUUUCGAUUUUCCAUGGUCGUGUUCUGCUUGUCAGAAGCUUCGAUCAAUCUAUCAAAACCGAUUUUACUUUAACAUGAGGAAGACACAGUAGUAUUUUUAUGGUUGUAUGAAUUGAAUUCACUCCAAAACAUCACAAUGGGAAACUGUCUUGAUAAGACGAAGGGAACGUCUUCUGCUGGUGUGAAAUAUGCAACAGACAGUGGUACGGGGGGAAAUGCCGAACCGAGUGCCACCAUUUCGAAUCCCGCAUCAGCUUCAGGGAAUGGAACUGCGCCUAAAGAAAAAAUCAAACAACCUGCACCAGCUCCAGGUGCCAAAGUUGUACGAGCGAUGUAUGACUAUGCGGCUCGGACCCAGGAAGACUUGACCUUCAAGAAGGGCGAUAUAAUGGAAAUCAUUGAUGAUAAGGACCGUGAUUGGUGGUUGGCGCGCCAUAUGUCACACCGUUCAGAGGGUUACAUUCCCAGUAACUAUGUAGCUCCGGAGGACUCAUUAGAAUCAUACGACUGGUUCCUGGGCACCAUUAGUCGGAAAGAUGCUGAGAAUCAGUUACUUUUACCUAGCAAUCCCCGAGGGACGUUUCUGGUCCGGGAGAGUGAAACUAUGUCAGGUUCCUAUUCGUUAUCGGUAAAAGACAAAGACGACGUAAAAGGAGACAAUGUGAAACACUACCGCAUUCGGAACAUGGACAAUGGUGGAUGCUACAUCACAACAAGAAAAACGCUGCCUUCAAUCAACGAACUUGCCAAACAUUACCAGUCCUUCGCAGAUGGUCUAUGCUGUCGGCUGACCAAGCCUUGUCCCAAACCGAAACCAACCAUGUGGGACAUGUCACGAGAAACGAAGGAUCAGUGGGAAAUUGAUAGAAAACAGUUGGUGCUGAGCGUCAAGCUGGGAGCAGGCCAGUUUGGCGAAGUAUGGCGCGGUAAAUGGAACGCCACAACAGAUGUUGCCGUCAAAAUGCUGAAAAUCGGUACGAUGAGUCCAGAGGCAUUCUUAGAGGAAGCUCACAUCAUGAAGAAAUGUCGGCAUGAUAAACUCGUACAGUUAUAUGCCGUCUGCUCGGGUGAGGAGCCGAUAUACAUCGUCACGGAGCUCAUGACACGAGGGGCUCUCCUGUCAUACUUACGGGAUGCAGAAGGCAGAACCUUGGAGCUGCCAAAACUCGUUGACAUGGCUGCGCAGAUCGCAAGUGGUAUGGCGUACUUGGAGCGAGAAAAGUACAUCCAUCGAGACUUGGCGGCACGUAAUAUAUUAGUCGGUGAUAACAACACGGUGAAGAUAGCCGACUUUGGUCUGGCGCGACUCAUACAAGAUGAUGAGUACACGGCAAGACAGGGUGCCAAAUUCCCUAUAAAAUGGACGGCCCCUGAGGCGGCUCUGCAGGGUAGAUUCACGAUAAAAUCUGAUGUGUGGUCAUAUGGCAUCCUACUGACAGAAAUAAUCACACACGGACAAGUACCAUAUCCAGGAUGGGGUAACCGUGAGGUGCUGGAGCAAGUAGAGAGAGGCUAUCGUAUGCCACGCGCUAAGAACUGCCCCGAGCCCAUCCAUGAGGUACAGCUUCAAUGCUGGGCUGCGGAGCCCGAAUCAAGGCCAACGUUCGAUUACCUGUUUGGGUACUUUGAUGAUUACUUCAUUGCAGCGGAGCAUAAGUACCAGGAUCAUACUAUCACUUAAAAUGUCAAAGGCAAAUGUUGGGGAAGCCACCAGGUGAUAUUGGAAUAAGAUUGGAUAAUACUGGAUACAGGACAGACUGCAUUCGUAACAGAACCUCGUAAUAACGACACAGUUGUGACUGAUUAUUGCUCUUCAUAAUAGCAAGGUGUCCUAAUUACAGAGGCUAAUUGAAUGCUAUGGCCAAUUCUGUACUGAAGCCAGUGUCCCAAACACAAAUGAUGUUGUGCUAAGCGAGUUAGGUGUCCACGCCGCUAGAUGCUGCAUUGCCAAAAUGCUUUCAAAGAAUUUGUGUCAAAAUUCAGUUCAGGGAGCAUUGUAUCAGAAAUUAAUCCAUGUACAAAAUAUAUGUGUCUUGAUGAAACAGUAUGGUAAAGUCCAUUUUUAGUAUUUUUUAAAAUUUUUAGGUUAAAUAAUUAUUAUGCAUCUUUGCUCAUGCAAUUUAAGACUUAGGUAGGUCAAAUCAUUUUUUUAUUAAAAAAUAUUCUGUCCUGCAAUGUUUCUGUAACCUUUUUAUGAUCACGAUAUUUCAGUGAUGUUUAUACCCAGCAAUUCUCAACUGAAGUGAAUGGGAAUCGGGAUGCUUAGUCUCUUAAAUGCAUGAUUCAUUUGUGUACAUUGUUUCCAAGUGUUGAAAGUAAACAUGGCUGCAGUGUUGUUUCUAGACAGACCAGUGGGAUAAAAAGCAGUUUUGGUAGUGCUUUUUAUCAGUCUGCACCAAAGCAUUGGUAAACUUUAUAUCUAAUUUGCAACAACUAAAUAAGAAAAUCUCAAAUUAAACUUCAAAUUUCAAAUUUUUGACAAAUAAGCCUGGCCUUUAAGACGAUUUAUAUAGCACUGUUCAGCAUUUAUAUGUGUAUUUUAUACGUUUGUCCUAGAAAUUGUCUCUAAAAUCGUGUUUUAGUCGGGAGUCAUCCCGAUAAUUUUUCUCUCCAUUUUUUGGGUCACAAAAUCUGUUUUUGACUGUUGAAAGUUUAUUAAAAUUGUGCUCAGUCAUAUUGAAAUGUCUAGUAAAAAUGAAAAGAGUGACAAAUUGAUAGCUGCCAAUUGUGUUGUUUAUGAGUGUUUGAAUUCCAUUGCUUGUGCAAUUAAGAUUAAUCUAACCCAUCAUUGGUUGUUUUUUUAUUAAAGGGGGCCUAUAGCAAAGAGCAAGGGGGCCAAAUAGGUGUCUUACAGGUGACGUAUAUCCAAGGAAUCUUUCAUUACACUCAGUUACUGAUAUUUGAGUAAUACUGUAUCAUAUACAUUAGUAGAAAGAAUGAGAUAUUGUUUUUACUCUUUGCCUAAAAUUUGCAGAUUUUUGAGAGACAAAGAGUAAAAAGUUUGGGGUUUUUUUGACGAAAAUCGGGGUUGAAAACAAUAGCUGUGUAAAGCAAAGGGUUAAACAUGCAAACAAUAUUUUAAAGAUGAGGUAUUUGUAAAUUUUUUAAAUCCCAUAUCAUGGGUUUGUGCAAUUGCAUACAUGUAGCAUAGUAUUAAAACUAACCUCUCUCGGAGUCAGUUAACACAUUUGGUACCGGUAUCAGUAUACAUGUAGGCAGGAAUAAAUAGUCUUUAUUAAUCCUUUGUGUAAGUUUGUGUGUUAGUUUUACCCUUUUGCUGCAAGAGUCACAUUUCUGAAAAACGAUUUUGCUUUUGAUGGUCACCUGCCAAAUUAGGCACAUUUAUGAGACUUUUAGGCAUGCUGGAGGUAAUAGAUGGCGUGGUAGGGCAGUUCGGGAUAAACAUUGAAUGAAUUCAAUGAACAGGAAUUAAUUUCGCAGACUUGUGUGUGUAUAAAAUGUCCAAAGUUCUCAUAUGCAGUCUUGGUUCUGUCCAUCCUCGGGUGCUAUCCAGUGAGCUGUCUGCUGGGUUGUUGCGGUCCAGUGAGCAGUCUGCUGGGCUGAUGCGGUCCAGUGAGCAGUCUGCUGGGCUGAUGCGGUCCAGUGAGCAGUCUGCUGGGCUGAUGCGGUCCAGUGAGCAGUCUGCUGGGCUGAUGCGGUCCAGUGAGCAGUCUGCUGGGCUGAUGCGGUCCAGUGAGCGGUCUGCUGGGCUGAUGCUGUCCAGUGAGCGGUCUGCUGGGCUGAUGCUGUCGGGUGUCUGCUGCGUCAUAGGGAGCUUGACAGUGUAUAUGUGUCCAGUUGAUUUAUGUUUGUUUGUAUAUGAAGAAAAUUAGUUGUAGUUUUCAAAUUUUAUAAAAAGCCUUUGAUCAACCGGUUGUAACAAAGUGGAUGAAAAUAUAUUAUAUGAUAUGUUGGCUAUGAUUUGCCUUUAAUCUUGCUUUGCUGAAAACUUCUCUCAAUCAUUAAAAUCCGCCACAUUUAUACAAUACGAAUGUAGAACACCGGUAUGUUUUUCUGUCCUUGGACAAAUCUGUCUGUUAGGUUUUUUAAUGAGAUGUCAUCAAAUCAAAACCCAUAAUUUGGUCUUAUGCACGUUGCACAGGAUGAAAUAGUUUAUUAAAUUUUCUGAAAUGAUGAUGCAGGGCCUUCAGCAUGGAAAGAAGGCCUACAUAAAAGACCUGAAUCUACAUAUUGAGGAAAUAUGGUGAAAAAUAUGAUCGUUUGCACUAAUAUGCGUAACUAAUAUUUUGCUAAAUUUUAAUACUUGUGUACAUAUAAUUCUUUGUAAAUUUUUACGUCGAAUUUUAUACUUAUUUCUCUUGGUUUCCUCAGCAUUUUGUAAGAAUACUGAAUGUCUGAUGUCUUCCGUUGUGCUGUUGUUUCAUCUUAUCAGAUGAAUGGAUAUAAAAUGGUGUCUAAAAGAAUGUCUAAAAGAAUGCCAAAAACAUUGUCUUUAAGCUGGAUGCUCUGAAUUCUUGACUAGUGUUUUUGUCUGCAAACGUUUCUGAAAGCGGUAUGCUAUUAAUGCUGAGGACACAAAAUUGACUAUUUGUGCCUGAUCUUAUAAAAGGGAAAUGAGAGUAUCCUCGAGUCAUCUUUAACAUUUGUGUGAUGAGCUGCUCCCUUGUCUUUAUGGCAUGAACGUGAUAAGCAUGAUCAGUCGGUCCUUAGUGGGCCCAAUUGAGCCGUCCAAGAUGAGGCAAUGGGAGGGUGGAAAAUUGGCAAGUUGGCACCAAUUAUUGCCCAUUAUAAGAAAGUUUGUCCAUGUCAUUUUUAUUAACUUGGUCAACAUUACGUGAUAAUCAGUUUGAUGAUAUUCAUAGCUCAUGAUCUUGAUAUGAAAUUUAAUGCAGUGAAUUGUUCAGGUUGCUCAACAUAUUUGCUCUGCUUUGUAAACCAUUUGCUUGUCGCAAGCUUCAGUGAAAUUCAGUGAAAUUUAGUGAUACUGUUUAACUUGGUCCAAUGCCAAGGGAAGUUACAGCAUUAAAUCCGAAGUUUUAUUUAAGAGGUUUGAUAAAUUUUUAUGCAAGGACUUGGGGUUAUUUAGUCAAAAUGGCCCCUAGUUAAAACGGUCCCUAUUUUAUGUCUCUUUUGUACUUCUGAGCUUCUAUUUGGAUUUUCUUCUUUUAAUUUAAAGUUUAAAGUUUAAAUGAAGUUUAAAUUGAUUAAAUCUAAUGCAUUUUAUGCAAACUUUGCCUUAUUUAGUGUUAAACGUGCACUUUCAGGGUCAAAGAUUCAGAUUGAGAUGAAAAAUAAUUUCAGAGUCUUAUAAACUUCAUUAAAGGGUGAAGUCAGUCUAUUUUAAAAUGUACUGGGUACACAAUCCAAUUCAAGGAUAACUGCAAAUUGAAUCUUAAAAUUUAGCAAAUAUUUUACCUAUCGCUUGAAUGUAAUAAAGUCAGAUUCGAAUAGAUGUUUAAUUAAUUUGUGCAUGCGAGAAAGAGCAAAAAAUGUGUUACGUCACCAGAGCAAAAUUACUGGUGAUGAUCGACAUAACCUGUUCUGAUUUAUGAACAUAGGAGUGAAAACAAUUAAACCGGCUCGGUGAAGGGCAAUCACUAGCCCUAUAAAAUUCAUCGCCCGUGCUUUAUGAAUCCAACAUGCAUGAUAAAGGUUUUCUGUAUUUUAUCUGAGGUCGUUUUUUUAGCUCACCUCUUAGCAGAGGUGAGCUUAUCCCAUACCGUGGCGUCCGUCGUCCGUCGUCGUCGUCGUCGUCGUCGUCGUCGUCGUCGUCGUCGUCGUCCGUCGUCGUCCGUCGUCCGUUAGCAGGGCACGUUUCGUAACUGUUAGAGCUAUUGAGUUGAAACUUGGGACACAUGUACCCUUAUGUAAUGACACCUUGGAGACCAUGUUUCGGUCCGAUUCGUUUCAUGAUUUGGCCACCAGGGGGCCAAACGUUAAAAGUGAAAAUAUGCAAUAUCUCCCUUAAUAGUAGUCGGGAAAUUUUGAAAAAAAUAUGGUAGGUACUUCUAGCAAAGGUGCAUCAUAUUUCCUCCGGGUUUUUGAUUUGACCUCCUUUUCAAGGUCACAGAGGUCAAAUGGUGUAAAUUGGCCGUUGGGAUGUAACGAUGGCACGUUUCUAAACUGCAAUGACUAUUGAUACCAAAUUUGGUACACAUUUACCCCUUAGUAAGGUGAUCUCAGGGACCGAAGUUUGGUCCAAUAUGAUUCACCACUUGACCACCAGGGGGCAAAAUCCAAAAACCUUAAAAAUGUGAUUAUUCCUUAACUUCUUGCCCGAUUGCCACCAAUUUGAUAUCAUGGGUACAUCUAACCACCAUACAGUAUAUGUCACACAGGUUUUUAAUUUGACCUUCUUGUCAAGGUCACAGAGGUCAAAUGGCGUAAAUUCGCCGUCAGGCCGUAACUAUGGCACGUUUCUUUACUGCAAUGACUAUUGAUCACAAAUUAAGUACACAUGUACCCCUUGGUCAGGUGAUCUCAGGUACCGAAGUUUGGUGCAAUCUGAUUUGCCGUUUGGCCUCCAGGGAGGGGGCCAAAUCCUAAAUUCUUCAAAAUACCAUUAUUCCUAGUAAUGACUUGCCCGAUCGGCACCAAUUUUAUAUCAUAGGUACAUCUAAUUCUAACAACCAUUCAAUGUGUCACCCGGGUCUUCUUUGAUUUGACCUACUUUUCAAGGUCACAGAGGUCGAAUGUACUGUAAAUUGGCCAUUUUGGGGAAAUUGUAAUUGCUUGGACCUACAUCAAACCUAACACUACAUGACACAAUACCAUGCUCUUUAUCCAUCUUUCCUCCAUGAGGUGAGCACAAUGGCCCUGGCCAUUUCAUUUAGGAAUUAUGUAUCCUAUUUAACACACAUAGAGUUCAAUAUACCAGAAGUACCCACAGGCAUAUCAGGGAAACAGUCGUUAUGGGGAAGGACUAAGACAGAAAAGUGAAAUUAUGAUAUCCGGGUUUGGGCUUGUACUACUAGAAACUUAAAACGUUUGCAAUGCUAAAAGUCAGGGAAUUGACACAUUUACAUUUUGCAGUAGAAAUCUUUUUUGAGCGCGACUCUAUUCUGGGUUAGCUGCCAAAUGGUUUUACUCAAUUCAGCUCAACUGUAUCAACACUUUGGUGAGGGUACCAUCAGGUCUGCCUUGCAAAUCGUAAGUAAAGUCGAGAACGUUUCCUGGUCUAGAGUAAUCCAUUGAUCUCCAUCCUGAUUUGCCUGUGGUCACAUAUUACAAUUAUCAUGUUCACAAAAUGUAAAAAAAGUGAUAAUUAUAUAUUUCUGUCGUAAUAUGCUUUGAAUGACGAAAACGGAUAUGUAACUAAGAUUAAACAUGAUUGUAAAUAAACUUUUCAUAUUGAAAA
Messenger RNA from Lineus longissimus, 7563 nucleotides. RefSeq names its product proto-oncogene tyrosine-protein kinase Yrk-like. Gene Ontology annotation, cellular component: extrinsic component of cytoplasmic side of plasma membrane. The coding region runs from base 382 to 1926 and encodes 514 amino acids. The transcript is spliced from 11 exons. NCBI's taxonomy places the organism in Eukaryota, Metazoa, Nemertea, Pilidiophora, Heteronemertea, Lineidae. Gene Ontology annotation, biological process: cell surface receptor protein tyrosine kinase signaling pathway; cell differentiation; innate immune response. Gene Ontology annotation, molecular function: signaling receptor binding; ATP binding; non-membrane spanning protein tyrosine kinase activity. The record is from RefSeq and is a predicted model, not a curated record.